AUGUCAACCUCAUCAUCAACAACGACAAGUAUCGAAUGGACUGCUUCUAAAGUCAGAUCCACUUUCUUAAAUUAUUUCAUUGAACAAAAGAACCAUAAGUACAUUCCAUCAUCAUCAGUUGUUCCUCAUAAUGAUCCAACUUUAUUAUUUGCCAAUGCUGGUAUGAAUCAAUACAAACCAAUCUUUUUAGGUACUGUUGAUCCAGCUAGUGAUUUCUCCACUUUAAAGAGAGCAGUCAAUUCUCAAAAAUGUAUUAGAGCCGGUGGGAAACAUAAUGAUUUAGAAGAUGUUGGUAGAGAUUCUUAUCAUCAUACCUUUUUCGAAAUGUUGGGAAAUUGGUCAUUUGGUGAUUAUUUUAAACAAGAAGCAAUUGAAUGGUCUUGGGAAUUAUUAACCCAAGUUUAUGGAUUAGAUAAAGAUAGAUUAUAUGUGACUUAUUUUGGUGGUGAUGAUAAACAAGGAUUAUCCCCAGAUUUAGAAGCAAAACAAUUUUGGUUAGAUGUUGGAGUUGAUGAAGAUCAUAUUUUACCUGGAUCUGCAAAAGAUAAUUUCUGGGAAAUGGGUGAUCAAGGUCCAUGUGGCCCAUGUUCAGAAAUUCAUUAUGAUAGAAUUGGUGGUGGUAGAAAUGCUGCUGAUUUAGUUAAUAUGGAUGAUCCAAAUGUUUUAGAAGUUUGGAAUGUUGUUUUCAUUCAAUUUAAUAGAGAAGCUGAUGGAAGCUUAAGAUCUUUACCUAAUAAACAUAUUGAUACUGGUAUGGGAUUUGAAAGAUUAGUUUCAAUUUUACAAGAUAAAUAUUCAAAUUAUGAUACUGAUGUUUUUGAACCAAUUUUUAAUAAAAUUGCAGAAAUUACUGGUAUUAGACCAUAUACUGGUAAAUUUGGUUCUGAAGAUAAAGAUGGUAUAGAUACUGCCUAUAGAGUUAUUGCUGAUCAUGUUAGAACUUUAACUUUUGCCAUUUGUGAUGGUGGUGUUCCAAAUAAUGAAGGUAGGGGUUAUGUUUUAAGAAGAAUCUUAAGAAGAGGAUCUCGUUAUGUUCGUAAAUAUAUGAAUUACCCAAUUGGUUCAUUUUUCCAACAAUUAGUUGACGUUGUAAUUGAACAAAAUAAAGAAAUUUUCCCAGAAAUCGUUAAAGGAGCUCAAGAUUUAAAAGAAAUUUUAAAUGAAGAAGAAGUUUCCUUCUCAAAGACUUUAGAUAGAGGUGAAAAAUUAUUUGAACAAUAUGCAAUCAUUGCUUCCAAAACUCCAGAACAAACUUUAUCAGGUAAAGAUGUUUGGAGAUUAUAUGAUACUUAUGGUUUCCCAGUUGAUUUAACUAGAUUAAUGGCUGAAGAAGCUGGUUUAAAAAUUGAUGAACCAGGAUUUGAAAAAGCUAAAGAAGAAUCAAGAGAAGCUUCCAAAGGUACAGGAAACAAAAACGCUGCCAAUUUAAUUAAAUUAGAUGUUCAUGCUUUAUCAGAAUUAGAAUCAGAUGAAAGUAUUCCAAAAACUGAUGAUGAAUUUAAGUAUGGUACAGAAAAUAUUCAAGCUAAUAUCGUGGGUAUUUAUGAUGGAUCAGGAUUUGUAUCUAGUAUUGAAGAUCCUGCUAAGCAAUAUGGUAUUUUAUUAGAUAAAACUCCAUUCUAUGCUGAACAAGGUGGUCAAGAAUAUGAUACUGGGAAAUUAGUUAUUGAUGGAAAAGUAGAAUUCAAUGUUACUAAUGUUCAAGUAUAUGCUGGAUAUGUAUUACAUACUGGUAAUAUCAUCGAGGGGGAACUUGCUGUUGGUGAUGAAGUUAUUGCCACUUAUGACGAAUUAAGGAGAUGGCCAAUUAGAAAUAAUCAUACUGGUACCCAUAUUUUAAAUUUCGCCUUGAGAGAAGUAUUAGGUGAUGGAGUUGAUCAAAAAGGGUCAUUGGUUGCUCCUGAAAAAUUGAGAUUUGAUUUCAGUCAUAAACAAGGAUUAACCACUCCGGAAUUAACAAAAGUUGAAUCAAUUUGUAAUCAAUAUAUUAAAGACAAUAAAGAAGUCUUUUAUAAGGAUGUUUCCUUAGGUGAAGCUAAAGAGAUUAAUGGAUUAAGAGCCGUAUUUGGAGAAACUUAUCCUGAUCCAGUCAGAGUCGUUUCAAUUGGAGUUUCAGUUGAUGAAUUAUUACAAGACCCUAAGAAGCCAGAAUGGCAUGGUGUUUCAAUUGAAUUUUGUGGUGGAACUCAUGUUGCCAAAACUGGUGAUAUUAAAGAUUUGGUUAUUAUUGAAGAAAGUGGUAUUGCCAAAGGGAUUAGAAGAAUCGUGGCUGUGACUGGUCAUGAUGCUCAUGCUGUUCAAAGAUUAGCUCAGGAAUUUGAUCAAGAAUUGACUCAUGCUAGUGAAUUACCAUUUGGACCAAUAAAGGAAAACAAGGCAAAAGAAUUAGGUGUUGCUUUAAAGAAAUUAUCAAUUUCUGUAUUGGAUAAACAAAAAUUAACUGAAAAAUUUAAUAAAUUAGAUAAAUCAAUUAAAGAUAAUCUUAAGGCUAAACAAAAAGAAGAAUCUAAAAAGACUUUAGAAGUUGUAAACAAUUGGUUAAAUGAUGUUGAAAAUAAGAGUGAAUUCUUAGUUGCUCAUGUUCCAAUUGCCGCUAAUGCUAAAGCUAUUACUGAUGCUUUCAAUUUGAUUAAGAAACAAGAUAAGACUAAAUCUAUCUACUUAUUGACUGGUGAAACUGAUAAAGUUGCUCAUGGUUGUUAUGUUUCUGAUGAAGCUAUUGCUAAGGGGGUUGAUGCUACUGUUUUAGCAAAAGCUGUUUCUGAAAGUAUUGGAGGUAAAGCUGGUGGUAAAGGUAAUGUUGUUCAAGGUAUGGGUGAUAAACCAGAAGGUAUUCCAAAUGCUGUUGAACAAGUUACUAAAUUAUUUGCUGAAAAGUUGUAA
This is a messenger RNA of Hemisphaericaspora subhashii, 2883 nucleotides long. RefSeq names its product alanine--tRNA ligase (gene ALA1). Bases 1 to 2883 code for a protein of 960 amino acids. The transcript has a single exon. NCBI's taxonomy places the organism in Eukaryota, Fungi, Ascomycota, Pichiomycetes, Serinales, Debaryomycetaceae. The record is from RefSeq and is a predicted model, not a curated record. Gene Ontology annotation, biological process: tRNA modification; alanyl-tRNA aminoacylation. Gene Ontology annotation, cellular component: cytoplasm; mitochondrion. Gene Ontology annotation, molecular function: aminoacyl-tRNA deacylase activity; alanine-tRNA ligase activity; nucleic acid binding.